Messenger RNA from Xenia sp. Carnegie-2017, 2506 nucleotides. RefSeq names its product Golgi-associated PDZ and coiled-coil motif-containing protein-like. The transcript has 8 exons. The coding region runs from base 23 to 1516 and encodes 497 amino acids. The record is from RefSeq and is a predicted model, not a curated record. Gene Ontology annotation, cellular component: trans-Golgi network transport vesicle; Golgi apparatus; membrane. Gene Ontology annotation, molecular function: transmembrane transporter binding. NCBI's taxonomy places the organism in Eukaryota, Metazoa, Cnidaria, Anthozoa, Malacalcyonacea, Xeniidae. Gene Ontology annotation, biological process: negative regulation of protein localization to cell surface.
CUGUGACGUAUCAACCGACAAAAUGGCGGUCACGGUCUCCAUGUUUCGGUGGAUCGACCUUCUUGAAAAAGAAUUUGAUAAGGCAUUCGUGGACUUGGACCUUCUUCUCGGCGAAGUAGAUCCCGACCAGAGUGAAAUCACAUACGACGGUCGGCAAAAAAUGACUUCGUUGUCCUCCGUGUUUGCUCAAAUGGUCCACAAGGCACAAGCAAUAUUUCAAGCAAACGCGAAAUUGGAGGCUGAACUUGUGUCAUUGCGACAUGACAUUACUGAAGAGCAUGCUGCCAGGGAAGUUUUGGAAAAGGAGGUUACAAGUCUUCUUGUUCAGUUGCAUAGAGUUCAGUUGCAGCUGCAUUCUAAUGCCGAAACACCAGACUCAGAAAGUAUUCGUGAAAAAUUGGAAAGCGAGUUGAAUAAACACAAGAAGGAUGCGACGAAGGAAGCAAAAAUCGUAGCGAUGAUGAAGCAAUACGAGAAAGAAAACAUUGAAUUGAGAAAUCACGUGUUUAGUCUACAGGGUGAAGUAUAUGGAGCCAGACUCGCUGCAAAAUAUCUUGACAAAGAACUUGCUGGCAGAAUUCAGCAAAUUCAAUUGUUAGGGCGAGGUUCGCGUGGUCAGGAACACAAUGCCAUGUGGAAUCAAAUUGAGGCAGAAAUCCAUCUUCAUCGUCAUAAAACCGUCAUACGUGCGUGCCGAGGAAGAAGAAACCCUUUAAAGAAAACGCCCGCUCCCCCCGCUGCACGCGAUGCUGAGGACGCAGAUUCAGAUCAGAAGAACCGUCGACGGAGGGGAAUAGGCGACACGCGGACGGUUCUCUUAUGUAAGAGUAAGAGCGAAGGUCUUGGAAUUUCCAUCACUGGGGGCAAAGAGCACGGCGUUCCGAUUCUUAUUUCGGAAAUCCAUCCCAGGUUACCGGCGGAGCGCUGUGAAGGACUCUACGUUGGCGACGCCAUUUUGUCAUGUAACGGAAUAGAUCUACAGGAAGCGAAGCAUUCGGAAGCCGUGAAAGUGCUGUCGUCUUUACAAGGUGAAAUUGUGAUGGAAGUCCUCUAUGUUGCACCCGACGAUUCAAGUGAUGAAGAUGAAGUUGACUGGGAAAAGAAGGACGAGAAGAGAUUUAGUUCUCUGAGCCGUUUUGAAGAUCCACAUGAAUUGGCGAACGCCGAGGUACACUGCACAAACUCUACGACAGAAUCAAUUCACUUCAAGAAUGAAGAAAGGGAAGAUGGCGAAGAAUUUAUUAAAACUAAAAGACAAGAUAUGAAACUUCCUCUCGAUACUGCUCGCCGUAGCAAGCCUCCAAGCAGAACAAAUCGUCGCAUCCCUGGAGUAGCUGUUGAUCUUCGUUCGCCGGGAUCUCCUCACUCUCAUACGUCUGCACAAUGUUCUAAUGAACAUAACGGUUCAAGAAAAAGCCUCUUGAGUCCUACGUCAAUAAAGCAAUUACAUUCACCGGACUCGUUGUCACCAGUCUCCAUUACAUCUCUUACUGAUAUCACUCAUUUAAGUAGGUGACGUAUUUCGGGUGCAGAGGAUUGAGUUCUGCCAAUUUUAAACGAGAAGUUACUGAAGAUGCUAUGACUAAUACACCAUUGAAUGAGUCAAGCCUAAUUAUACUCGGUUAUGAUGCCAAUGUCAUGGUGCAUGCGCUUUGUCAAACUUUAGGAAAAUGGAAACUUUGCGGGAGUUCAAACUCCUGCUCCGGUCGAGCUUUAGCUUCCGUAGAAAUUGUGUUUCUCUAGAAAUCCUUGAAAUUGCGCUCACCGUAUGUCAACAACAUUAGACUGAUUUAGCAAACACGACGUUUCGUCUAAGUCGUCGUGUAAUUUUCGGGAGGGAUCUGGGUCUAGGACGCCAAUACGUCGUAAAGUAUAUUUAUGAUUUAGCAAACCUUUUGUAGGACUUCGUCAAAGAAUAGUAUCGGCAUUUCGCUGGCCCGUUUUUUUUUUUUAAACUAAUGUUUUUAUAUAAAAAUGUACUUAUUUUUCUCCUAACGUUGAGUUUGCUUCAGUCGUCGUCGAUAAGCCGUCAAAUUGCAUGUUUUCACGUCGUAGUCGUCAACACGACUGCCGUCGUAGAGUGAACCGGAAGUAAAAGGCGCGUGCCACGCCAUUUUUACAACGUCUUACACGAAACGUCCUGUUUGCUAAGUCACUCUAACGUUCCUGCUAGAACGCUCAGACUGAGACGUUAUGGAUUAAGGAGCUAUGACAAAUAGGAUAUUGCCAGUCAUCUAAUUGCUGACCAAUUGCCACUAUAGCGGUAGUAAUAGAAGUUUACUUUUUUUAUUGACAACAAUCUCGUAUUUUCGCGGUUUUGCUUGCAAAAGUUAGUACGAAUAAUCACUACCGUGAGAGAGAGAAGAUUGUUGUGAAUAAGCGCGUAGCUUUUUAAAUAUGGAGAAAUACGUAGAAAUGUGUAAGAAAAACUUAAUUCUGAAGGACGAAUGAGGAAAAAAGUGUGAUGUGAUCAAAAGAUUAAUAAAAGAAGAAAUAGCGGCAGAAA